This is a messenger RNA of Rosa rugosa (rugosa rose), 1448 nucleotides long. RefSeq names its product inositol polyphosphate multikinase beta-like. Lineage: Eukaryota; Viridiplantae; Streptophyta; Magnoliopsida; Rosales; Rosaceae. The transcript has 3 exons. Bases 331 to 1179 code for a protein of 282 amino acids. Gene Ontology annotation, molecular function: inositol-1,4,5-trisphosphate 3-kinase activity; inositol tetrakisphosphate kinase activity. Gene Ontology annotation, biological process: inositol phosphate biosynthetic process. Gene Ontology annotation, cellular component: cytoplasm; nucleus. The record is from RefSeq and is a predicted model, not a curated record.
CCAUACUUUUCAGAACCGAAAAGCGUCUGUUGAGAAUGACGUCACGUGGCCAUUAAUCCGUAAUUUAUUGCAAACUCGCAAUUAAUUCAAAAAUAUAAAGGAGCCUCUUCCUCCUCCACCACCACUCGUAGCUUCAGUGCGCGCGAAGAUAGGGUUUUGCUCUCAGAAACUCAUCUCCACAGUUUCCAGGUUGGGGAGUUUUAAUGUAUCUGGAAGACUCGGUAUAUAUGGAUGAUAUGUUGUGGUUCUUUCGACUGGUUAAAAGCUAAAGCUACUAAUCUACUAUGUGUUGACGAGUCCAGUGGUGUCGACUACUGUUUGUAGAAGACAAUGUUUAAGGCUCCGGAUCAUCAAGUUGGUGGCCACAUGGCCCUUAAUGGAGCUCUUGGCCCUCUUGUUGAUGAUGCAGGGAACUUUUACAAGCCUCUUCAGAGUGAUGAACGUGGAGCCAAAGAAGUGGCAUUCUAUACAGGAUUUUCAACUGAAACUAGGAUUCCGGACGAAAUUCGCAAGUUCUUCCCUGUCUUUCAUGGCACCCGGGAUUUGGAGGCAUCUGAUGGUUCUGGUCUGCAUCCUCACCUUGUCUUGGAAGAUAUUGUCUCCAGCCGAACCAAUCCAUCUAUACUAGACAUUAAAAUUGGUGCGAGCACAUGGUAUCCAGAAGCUUCUGAACAGUAUAUCACCAAGUGCCUUAAGAAAGAUAGAGACGGCACGAGCCUGACAUUGGGAUUUAGAUUAUGUGGACUUCAGUUCUAUGGAAACAAAGAAACUGGAUUUUGGAAGCCGGACAGGAAGUCUGUUAAUGCUUUUACUCAUGAUGAUGUUCGGUCAGCUCUGAGGAAGUUUGUUUCUUCUAACUCGCCUUCAGAUUCAGAUGCCGAACCAGAUUGUUCUUAUGCAUCAACUGUCUAUGGUGGCCCUGAUGGAAUCGUGUCGCAAUUGUUGAAACUGAAGUCAUGGUUUGAGGAUCAGACCAUUUAUCAUUUCUAUUCUUCCUCGAUUAUGAUGGUGUAUGAUAAGGAGUCAAUACUGAAAGGGGAGAAUCCAAAUCCUCAAAUCAAACUAGUUGAUUUUGCACAUGUCGUGGAAGGCAAAGGUAUUAUUGACCAUAAUUUUCUGGGUGGCCUCUGUUCCUUGAUAAAGUUCCUGAAAGAUGUCUUGAACAAUCCUAAGAAGUAAUAACCGAACCAGAAGUUGUCUACAUCUGUCGGAAAAGAACUGAAUUCACACUAAUAGCAGCCUAGUUGAAAUGGAAUGUUCCAGGAAUAGCCUUAGAAAGUUAAGGCACCUCCUUUUUUCUUUUUCUCUUUCUCUCAGUGUUCUCUGUGGCUCAUCUGUAAAGCUUCAAGGGGGAUUUUGGAUUUUAACAUCGUGGAUGUUCAAUUUCUUUUCGCGUUAUAAUCCAUUUCCGUAUUACUAAAAUAAGAGACUGCUUGAUGGUUGCAAUU